Molecule: messenger RNA, 2820 nt
Organism: Cebus imitator (Panamanian white-faced capuchin)
Lineage: Eukaryota; Metazoa; Chordata; Mammalia; Primates; Cebidae
Gene: KMT5C
Product: lysine methyltransferase 5C
Exons: 8
Coding region: 761-2152 (463 amino acids)
Cellular component (GO): nucleus
Molecular function (GO): histone H4K20 methyltransferase activity; protein binding
Source: RefSeq, a predicted model, not a curated record
AAUGUUGACCUGUGCUGCCUCCCCACCCCUGCUUUUGUCCUCUGAGCCCCCCUCCCCUGGAAUCCUUGGAGAGGGAGCAGGUGCUGGGAUCCCUCCCCCUGCUCUCCCUCCCCUCACCCCCCUCAGGCUGCCUGGGGUUUCACCCGGAGCCUCCUGACCACUCCCGGAGGCUGCUGGGGAGGCAAGGGCGGAGACCGAGGCAGGGCCGCGGUGGGGGUGGAGGGCGGGACCUCUGGCUGGCGGGAAGCUUUGACUUUUCCUCCUUAAGGGCUAGAGGUGAAGCCGCUCCUUACCGUGCUAAGCCUUUAGGGUGAUCCUGGCUGCCUGUCAGCCUUUCCUGGGCCCGUAGAGAUGUGUGUGUGGAGGGUGUCUCCAUGCACAUGGCCGGGGUGUCUGAGUGUGUGUCAGUGCAUGGGUGUGCCUGGUGCCGUGUGCACGUGGACGUUGUGUGUUUGUGGGGCUGUAGUCUGCGCUGCAGAAGGAGAGGGGAUAGAGACACUAAGGUGAUGACUGACAUCACUCUGGGUUUCCCCACUCUCAGAAGUACUUGCUGCGUUCCAUCUUUGCCAGCAGCCUGUCGAAGUCUGCACUGCUUUUCUCCCCAUUUUGCAGACGAGAUCUUGGGGCUGGCCGGCAUCUUGGGGCCCACCGCUUCUGAGUAGCACAGGAGUGGAGAUAGCACCAAGCCAGGCUCCCCACACACGCCUCGACCUCACCUGCCCCUGCUCUCUGCCAGAGGCAGCAUGGUCCGAGGGGCACCAUGGGGCCCGACAGAGUGACAGCACGAGAACUGUGUGAGAACGACGACCUGGCCACCAGCCUCGUCCUAGACCCCUACCUCGGUUUCCGCACCCAUAAGAUGAAUGUCAGCCCUGUGCCCCCCCUGCGGCGACAGCACCACCUGCGCUCAGCGCUGGAAGCUUUCCUGAGGCAGCGGGACCUGGAGGCUGCGUACCGGGCCCUGACGCUGGGAGGCUGGAUGACCCACUACUUCCAGAGCCGGGGCCCGCGGCAGGAGGCUGCCCUCAAGACCCACGUCUAUCGCUACCUCCGUGCCUUCCUGCCGGAAAGUGGCUUUACCAUCCUGCCCUGCACACGCUACUCCAUGGAGACCAACGGAGCCAAGAUCGUGUCCACCCGUGCUUGGAAGAAGAAUGAGAAGCUGGAGCUGCUGGUGGGCUGCAUUGCAGAGCUGAGGGAGGCAGAUGAGGGGCUGCUGAGGGCCGGUGAGAAUGACUUCAGCAUCAUGUACUCUACCCGCAAGCGGAGUGCUCAGCUGUGGCUGGGCCCUGCCGCCUUCAUCAACCAUGACUGCAAACCCAACUGCAAGUUUGUGCCCGCAGAUGGGAACGCAGCCUGCGUGAAGGUGCUCCGGGACAUCGAGCCAGGGGAUGAGGUGACGUGCUUCUAUGGCGAGGGCUUCUUCGGUGAAAAGAAUGAGCACUGUGAAUGCUACACCUGUGAAAGGAAAGGUGAAGGAGCUUUCCGAACGAGGCCUAGGGAGCCUGCGUUGCCACCACGGCCCCUGGACAAGUACCAGCUACGUGAGACCAAGCGGCGGCUGCAACAAGGCUUGGUCAGCAGCAGCUGGCAGGGCCUGCGGGGCCCUCGGGCCUGCGCACACCUGUCCUCACUGCACCGGGACCCAUUCUGCGCUGCCUGCCAGCCCCUGCGCCUGCCACCCUGCAGUGCCCACCUAGACACCUCUCCCCUCUGGCUCCAGUGGCUGCCUCAGCCCCAGCCCCGAGUGCGGCCCCGGAAGCGCCGACGCCCCCGGCCCCGGAGGGCCCCAGUGUUGUCCACCCCCUACAAUGCCCGAGUCUCCCUGCACCAAUGGGGAGGCUGUGGCCCCCACUGCCGCCUAGGAGGAGAGGUCCUGGUGGCCCUGGGCCAGCCUCCCCUCACCCACUGGGGCCCCCAGCAUGACUGGCACUGGGCCCGGCACUAUGGGCUGCCUUACGUGGUGCGUGUGAACCUUCACCGCCUGGCCCCAACCCCACCAGCCACCCCAGCCCCUGCUGGGACCCUAGGCCCCCCCAUCCUGAUCCCGAAACAAGCCCUUGCCUUCGCCCCUUUCUCCCCACCCAAGCGCCUACGGCUGGUGGUCAGCCACGGCUCCAUCGACCUGGAUGUCGACGGUGAAGCGCUGUGACAGACUGGACGGGGAUGCCCAGCAGGGAGGGAGGGUCUCUCUUCUAGCCACCCCAGGACCUCCAGAAGGAGCCCUUGGGCCUCUGUGAGGGAGCUGACUCUUGACCCCAGCACAGCUCUGACCCUGGAGCAGGGCUGGUGUGGAUACCCCCAGGGAGCUGACCCCUGACCCUUUGUGACUGCUGACCCCUGAGCCACCCCCGCCCCCACAGGAAGCCCUGGCCAUUUGCUGCCCUCCCCACCCCUGCCCCAGCCUUAGGACUGCAGGAGCCACCCGACUCCCUCAACCCCUUCCUCCCCAGGGAGCAAAGCCAUAGGGGGCAGGGGCCACCCAUGGCGUCUCCCCAGAAGUCCAGGCUUCAGGAGGAGGUAGAACUGACCUAGGGGUAGCACUCCCCAGAGACUGCCCCAGGAAGGGGACUGGGUUCGCUCUCGGUUCUGCAGCUGUCUGCGGUAGGGGGAAGGGUGGGGGAUGUCUGGGGGCACGUCCUCCUCACCACCCCCAUGGGUCUCAGGGAGGCCGGGUGCGACCUCAUCUUUCUAUGGUGCUAUCCCUGGUGCUAUUGGGGUGGGGGGGCUCCCUCCCCACCCCCGCACCAGAAAGGGGUAUGUUGGGGGAUUGGAAGCACUUGAACUUUUUAUUUUAUUAAAACCUUGUUUUCAGUAGCA